AUGGUAACAGUAGUGGGUGAGUCCAUCACAAAAGCAUACAAUGUUCCAGAGAGUGAGGAAGAUGACAGUGGAAAUGACAGCAAUGAAGAAAUUGACAGAGAAAUUAGAGGAUUAAAUGAUCAAAAUGAAGCCAGUCCCAAACCAGGCUCCAAGAAGAAGACAUCAGGUCCUAAGAAGAAGCCAGGACCCCAAGAGAAGACACCAGGUCCUAAGAAGAAGCCAAGCCCCAAGAAAAAAGUGCCCAAAGCAAUGAAGGCCCCAAAAGAAACUCAUCGUGCUAAAAAGAUGAGAGUCUUGAUGAAGCGUGAUAAAGAUUCCAAAGCUUCCGAAGCUUCCAAAGCUUCCAAGCUUCCGAAGCUUCCAAGCUUCCGAAGCUUCCAAAACUUCCAGCAUUUUCAACAUUACACUAAGAAGCCAGGUCCAAAGCCAGGUUCCAAGAAGAAGACACCAAGUACUAAGAAGAAGCCAGUCCCCCAGAAAAAGACACCAAGUCCUAAGAAGAAGCCAGCCCCCAAGAAAAAAAGUGCCCAAAAGCAAUGA
Messenger RNA from Gigantopelta aegis, 540 nucleotides. RefSeq names its product histone H1-like. The coding region runs from base 1 to 540 and encodes 179 amino acids. Lineage: Eukaryota; Metazoa; Mollusca; Gastropoda; Neomphalida; Peltospiridae. The record is from RefSeq and is a predicted model, not a curated record. The transcript has 3 exons.